Messenger RNA from Eriocheir sinensis (Chinese mitten crab), 1332 nucleotides. RefSeq names its product corrinoid adenosyltransferase MMAB-like. The record is from RefSeq and is a predicted model, not a curated record. The transcript has 7 exons. NCBI's taxonomy places the organism in Eukaryota, Metazoa, Arthropoda, Malacostraca, Decapoda, Varunidae. Bases 188 to 949 code for a protein of 253 amino acids. Gene Ontology annotation, molecular function: corrinoid adenosyltransferase activity.
CCUUUCCCCGGCAGGAGCGUGGGCGGUUUGCACAUCAGCUGUUUCCUCUCAGCUGUCAACUCCAAGGUCAGAGGAGUCAGCCGCCCACGCCCUUGCCUGAGCGUGCCAUUAUUACUGACACGGCGCCUCGAGGACACGGGGAGCCGCGGCUUUACGUGAAUACCAGGCACAACUACACAGGCAUACAAUGUCUCUACGAAUAUUCCUCCCCGUCAUGCGAAUGGGUGGAGGCGUGUGGGCAGAAUCUGUGGCCAAGACUGCCGCAACACAGGUCAACACAAGCUCUUCAUGUCGUGGCAUGAAGAUCUACACUCGGACGGGUGACAAAGGAGUAACUUCCCUCUUCAGUGGGGAGCGUCUUCCCAAGGAUACUCAGUUUUUCAAUGCACUUGGCACAACAGAUGAACUGUCUUCCCAUUUAGGAUUGGUCAAGGCAUAUGCCGAAGAGAAGAAGCAUGAAUAUGUUGACCAACUGGAGAGGAUUCAGUGCAUCCUUCAAGACAUUUCCAGUCUUUUGGCAACUCCACGGAGUGAUGAGCUCUCAGAUGACCCUGAGAGAGAAGCCCGAGUAUCGAUGAGGCUCAAGUUCAACCCUCGUCACAUCACUGAGCUGGAAGAGUGGAUAGACAGAUAUGACUCGCGUCUUCCUGCUCUCACCAAUUUUAUCUUGCCCGGUGGUGGGCAUGUGAGUGCAGCGCUACAUGUGGCCCGCACGGUGUGUCGACGUGCUGAACGCUCCAUCGUCCCUCUUAUCUCCGACGAGUUGGUGGAUGGUCAGGUGUUGUGCUACAUUAACAGGUUAAGUGACUAUCUCUUCACAGUUGCAAGAUAUGCUGCAUUUUUAGAUGGCAAGAAAGAAACUAUAUAUAUUCAGCCUAAAGCCCGUUCAGCAAAGAAAGUAAGAGAGAAAGUGUCAGAAAAUCAAAAAGUACUUAAGAGAGAUGCCUAAUUAUUAUGAGAGAUGUGCAGAGAGGUAUAAAACAUAUAAUUAUGUAUAACUGAUUAGAGGUAUACUUCUUUAGAAAUUUAGAUCUUAUGAUUAUUUUACCUAAUGGUUAUAAUAAGUUCAACUGUGAGCAUCAUUGGGUAACUGCAUUGUGUAAAUUUGGUACAUGAUUCAUCCUAAAACUUUUUACACAGUUGUAUUACAAGUAGCUCAGGUUAUUUUAUACAUAUUUUGGAUAGUUGGAAACUGCAGUCUGUCUCAUUAGUCAUACUGAUUGCCAUGCUGAACUGUUGAUACUAGUCAGUAUUGCUGUUGUUAGUACUGUGCAUUAGUGCAAGGGACAUACAAUGUAUAGUGUAGUAACAAAACAUGAUUAAAUGAGAGUU